UACAUCAACUAUAUGUGUGGGGCUGGCAUCAUCAAUAAGGAGCUGGACUACAUCAUUCGCAUGAUCAACACCAAGGGCUGCAUGAAAAGCUUCGGCGAGUGGUUGUCGAAAAACGACGCUGUCAUCGGCUAUGUCUGUCUCGGAGUUCUUAUUCCCCAGAUAAUUGGCGUGGUGGCAGCGAGGUUCUUUAUCAAACACUUGCGGAAAAGAAGAACUUCUUGGAAACACUUGAAGGACAAGGUGCAGAUUGUCUCAGAGCAGUAGACAGACACUGAGCGGCGCCAGAUGCAUGAUGGAUGGAUGCUACCACCACCACCAUUAUCAUCCCCAUCAUCAUCAUCAUCAUCAUCAUCAUCAUCAUCAUCAUCAUCA
Messenger RNA from Aplysia californica (California sea hare), 372 nucleotides. RefSeq names its product CD63 antigen-like. The record is from RefSeq and is a predicted model, not a curated record. The transcript is spliced from 3 exons. The coding region runs from base 13 to 264 and encodes 83 amino acids. NCBI's taxonomy places the organism in Eukaryota, Metazoa, Mollusca, Gastropoda, Aplysiida, Aplysiidae.